Messenger RNA from Cavia porcellus (domestic guinea pig), 4611 nucleotides. Its product is annotated as zinc finger protein 737-like. The coding region runs from base 367 to 2061 and encodes 564 amino acids. Gene Ontology annotation, molecular function: RNA polymerase II cis-regulatory region sequence-specific DNA binding; DNA-binding transcription repressor activity, RNA polymerase II-specific. The transcript has 7 exons. Gene Ontology annotation, biological process: negative regulation of transcription by RNA polymerase II. NCBI's taxonomy places the organism in Eukaryota, Metazoa, Chordata, Mammalia, Rodentia, Caviidae. The record is from RefSeq and is a predicted model, not a curated record.
CCAUUCCGCUCAGUCUCUGCUCUGGAGGCUCGCUUAGCUCUUCCCGGAGCUAUAGACCUGUGACCUGAGAAGUGAGGGGUCGGUCUGCAGAGAGAACACUGGAAAGCCUGGAAGCCGAGAUGGCGAGUGUGCGAUGUGAAGAGCUGGGUCCAGAAGCUCUGCAGAUGGUGCGGUGGGAUCCAGGAUUGUGCAGAGAAGCUGUAUCCUGGGAGAUGUGCAGUGUCUCUUCUGGUUCCAGAUGAAUUUCAGGAGUGAUUUCUUGAGAUCUAUGAGGAACUGUUGACAUUCAAGGACGUGACUGUUGAUCUCUCUCUAGAGGAGUGGGAAUGUCUGGAUUCGGCUCAGCGGAAUUUGUAUAGGGAUGUGAUGUUAGAGAAUUACAGAAACUUGGUCUUCCUGGGUCUAGCUGUCUCUAAGCCAUACCUGAUUACCCUUCUGGAACAAAGCAAAAAACCCUGGAUUGUGAAAUGUCAGAAGGCAGCAGCUAUGCAUUCAGCUAUGUCUUAUGCCCAAGGAUUUUCAGCAGAGCAAGGCAUAAAACAUUCAUUUCAAAAAGUGAUGCAUCAAAAAUAUGGAGAUUGUGGCAUUAAAAAAUUAUACUUGAGAAAAGACUGGGAAAUUGUUGAAAACUUGGAAAACGCAAAAAUGGAUCUAGUCAGUGAUUCAGUUAACUAUUUGAACAAUUUCAAAGAUAGUUUUGGAUUAAAUUUUCAUGCAAACAUUUCUGUAGACACGAGAUUGAAAAUGGAUAAACAAAGUUCUAAAUAUUGUCAACUUGACAUAUGCUUUAAGAAAAGUUCAUUCUACAAUCAACAAGUAUGUGUACUGUGUGCAAAAAUAUACAGUUUGGAUAAGUACAAGGUGUUUACACAUCCAUUAAUGUGUAAGCAAAACUCUUAUAUAGAUCUCAUGGAAACCCAUGACAUACAUAAUGAACAUGGGAAGGCCUUUUGUGAGGGAGCUACCUUAAAUAAUUACCAGGAUAUUUAUAUUGGACAGAAAUUUUACCAGUGUGGUGAAAUUUAUAAAAACAUAAGCCAUUAUUCAAAUCCUAGUAAGCAUCAGUGUAUGCAUUUUCAAACAAGUACUUACAAAUGUGAUAAGUGUUGCAAAGUCUUUGAUCAGUGCUCAAAACUUACUGUCCAUCAAAGUACCCAUAUUCAACACAAGCUUAGUAAGUGUGUAGAACAUGGUAAAGCAUUUGCUAAUGAUUCUGGCUUUCAUAAACACCAGAGAAUUGAUACUGGAGAGAAACUCAAGUUUAAAGAAAGUGACAAAACCUUUUAUCAAAGCUCAACCCUUAAGAAACUCUACACAUGUAAAGAUUGUGACAGAGUCUUUAAAUAUUGCUCAACUCUGAUUCGACACCAGAGAAUUCAUAGUGGAGAGAAACCUUACAAAUGUGAACAGUGUGGAAAAGCCUUUAAAUACUGCUCAACUAUUAAUCAACACCAAAGAAUUCAUACUGGAGAGAAACCCUUCCAAUGUAAAGAAUGUGGCAAAGCUUUUAAUCAAAGGUCAAAUCUUACGAAGCACCAGAGAAUUCAUACUGGAGAGAAACCUUUCCAAUGUAAGGAGUGUGGCAAAGUCUUUUAUCGAAACUCAGCACUUAAUCAACACCAAAAAAUUCAUACUGGAGAGAAACCCUACAAAUGUAAAGAUUGUGGCAGAGUCUUUUAUCAAAACUCGGCCCUUAAUCAACACCAAAGAAUUCAUACUGGAGAGAAGCCCUACAAAUGUAAAGAAUGUGGCAAAGCCUUUAACCAAACUUCAACCCUUAAAAAACACCAUGUAAUUCAUAGUGGAGAGAAACCCUACAAAUGUAAAGAAUGUAGCAAAACUUUCCAUAGUUCCUCAAACUUAACUCAACAUGAGAAAAUUCACACUGGAGAGAAACCCCACAAAUGUAAAGAAUGUGGCAAAGCCUUUACUCGAAGUUCCACACUUAUGCAGCAUGAGAGAAUUCAUACUGGAGAGAAACCCUACAAAUGUACCAGAUGUGGCAAAGCCUUUAAUCUAAGUUCUAGUCUUACUAGACACCAAAAAACUCAACAUGAUUGAAACACAAAUGAAUGGUUGUGGCAGAACUUGAGCAAAGAAUAUGUUUUAGAGAGAAACAGACAUGUAAUAAAUGUGGCACAGCCUUGGUCAAAUUUCAGCCUUUACUGACACUGGAGAAUUUGCAUGGGAAAAAGACUAUAAAUACAAAGAUUAUGGCAGAAUCUUUAAUCAAAACUUGAAGCUCAUAUAAAUGUCUGUUUUUAGCUCCAUUUUUGUAAACCAGAUAAAGAACAACUUAUACUCAGUUUACUGAAAGAACAAAUCUUCUUAAUAGUUAAUUAAAUGUCUAUUUACUGCAGAAAUUUCAGUGAAUUUUGAAUUAUUGUUUGAGCCUAUGAAAUCUUUAUUUUUUUCCUGAAGAAAAAUGAGUGUUUCCUAAUGUAUUACUAGUUUUGAGUAUGGGAUGGCCUGUUAGUCUACCAUGAACAUUAAAUUCUUCCCUUACUCAAGGUUGUAGAUAUCUGGUGGUAAUAAUUAUACUGCUGGGUUAACAGUAUAGUGAUAUGUCUCAUAAUCUUUGUCCUAGAGUCAUUUAACUUCACAUACUUUUGAAACCAUUAUUUCCAUAAAUCAAUUUUACUCUUUCAUUCUUUUUGUAAUUGGAAAUAUAGUGGGCAUAGAAAUAAUAAAGCCUUUGCUUUCUUGAUUCAUGUUUAUACAUUUUUAACCUACUGAAAAUUUUUUUUUCCACAGUUCACCCCUUUGGGACUAUAAAGGACACACAAGUUUGAUAUUAUGUUAUCUGACAUUGUAUGUAUUACUAUAUAUAUAUAUAUAUGUUUGUUUGGUACACAUGCCAGGCAAGUACUGAGGCCAAUGAGCUAAAUCCCCAGCCCUGUAUUACUAUUUUAUAAGAUUCAGGCAUAGGAAAAUAUAGAAUCACUGUAUUUGUGUAAGUUUUUGUAUAUCACCUAUGGAGAAUAAAGAGAAUUCUUUUGAGGUGGUGUCACUAUGUAGUUUAGGCUGGCCUUGAAUUAUGUAGCCUUGUGUGCCCUUGAAUUUAUAAUAGUCCUUCUACCUCAGUCUCUGAAAUAUUGGGAUUACAGGCAUGUCCAGUAUGCCCAGCAGAAAGGGGAUUAACUAAAGAUAAUUUUAAAAGACUUAUUUAUGAAAAAAAUAUAAUUUUAUCCCCUUGAGAGUCCUUUCCUGCUUUAUCUGCCUUCCCACCUUUUUGGCUUGUUAUUCAUGGAGAACCUAAUUAGUCAGAGUUCAUUAAAUAAUCUUCAGAGUAUUUAGAGGUUUUUUUUUUUUUUUGAUACUUUUGCUUCCAAAGUUAAUUUGUAAAAAUAGUUCAUGGUAAUUAUACUGAAGCAUUUUCUUUAAUUAUGCAGUUCCAUUGUUUCCUUCUAAGUAAUCCUUUCGAGUCAUUUUAACUUAAUGUUCUUCUAUUUGAUUAAUGACCUUAGAAAGUGUCUUGGUUACUUUUCUCUAAUUGCUGAGACAAAACAUCUGACACCCAAAAUGAAGGAAGGAAGGAAGGAUUUAUUUAGCUCACAGUUUGUGGAGGUUUCAGUCCAUGAUCAGCUGGUUCCAAGGCAGAGUGGUACAUGGCAAAGGGCAAUAGUCCAUGAUGGUGGAAAACAGCACAAGCAACAGGAGCAAAAGGGAAGAAGCAUGGAGAGAAGACUUUCCCUUAUAUUGUAUGGAGGCCACACCCAGUUGGGUGUAGCAUAAUCCUAAUCCCCAUAAUGGACUGUGAGUCAUUCACAGUCUCUAGGAGCCUACCUCAAUAUGAGGCUUUGGGUGGACAUCCAGACUCAGACCAUAACAGAAAAUUUAAAGUAUGCCUGGAGCCAGUUUAAAUGAAAAUUUCUGAGACUUCAUGAAUCAUGAAGUUGUUUUAAAAUUCUUUUAAAUUCUAGGACAUAAGCUCACAGAACAGUUCUAAGUAUAUAACAGAAACUCCAUAAUUAUUAGAAAAGUGUUCAUAUUAGGAUGAACUCUUUGCUUCAUGUAAGAGAAUGAAAAAUCCAAGGUAAUUGAUAUUAAUUCUAUGCAUACACAGAUAAUGCCCGUUCUAUGACUGUAUACAUGACUCUGAAUUAAAGAACAAUUGUUUUCGUAUGUUAAUUAUCUCAAAUGUGUCAUUGAUGUGUAGUUCCUCACAGAUCUACACAUGCGUUGUAGCUGUUUCCUUCAUUGCCUGUGCUGUGUUCCUUGACCUGUCCUUCCCAUUUCAUGUCACACCGAAAUAGUUUUAGUUAUUCGAGUGGCUUUGAAAUUUUCUGCUAUAAGGACAAGUUGAAUUGUGUGUGUGUUCUACAUUUUAAUUAAUAUGUCAUUUUAAUUAUAGGGUACAGUGUGAAGUUUAAAUGUAUAUCUAUGCUAUACAGAUAAGUCACAAUAACUGCCCUGUGUAUCACUUGAAACAUGAUGUCUUGUAAAAGUAACCAGACCCCUUUCUCUUGGUUAAUUUGUUAUACAUAAGCACAUUAUUAUUAGUUUUAGUCAUUCUGUGUCAUGGCCAUCUGAGAACCCCUGUACCUAGUCCCCCAAAGGACAAUGUAUCCAAGCCUCAGUAUAAUAAAAAUGACAACUUUUUUCUUAAAA